This is a messenger RNA of Aspergillus heteromorphus CBS 117.55, 1161 nucleotides long. RefSeq names its product DNA-3-methyladenine glycosylase II (gene alkA). Gene Ontology annotation, biological process: base-excision repair; DNA alkylation repair; base-excision repair, AP site formation. Gene Ontology annotation, molecular function: DNA-7-methylguanine glycosylase activity; DNA-3-methyladenine glycosylase activity; alkylated DNA binding. The record is from RefSeq and is a predicted model, not a curated record. The transcript is spliced from 3 exons. Lineage: Eukaryota; Fungi; Ascomycota; Eurotiomycetes; Eurotiales; Aspergillaceae. Gene Ontology annotation, cellular component: nucleus; protein-DNA complex. The coding region runs from base 1 to 1161 and encodes 386 amino acids.
AUGACACUACGACGCUCCGCUCGUCUGAGCGCCGUACCCAACAACUCCAUACCGCUCCUGCAACCGGCGGUCCAAGCAAAGCGCGCCAUCAAAACCACCAACCCCAAUGGCAUCUCCAAGACACGAAAGCCCUCCGCAACAGCAAGGGGGAAGAAGAAAGCCCGGAAUCUCAACCCAGAACACCCUCCCCUCACCUCCGCCCCGAAACCCCAACCUCAAUCCAAGACACCACCACCACUCCCGUCCACCAACAUCUGGGACCCCUCCCCCACUAAUCAAACCACACGCAGGCUACACUCCACUCCUCCCCCUCCCCCGCUUAACCGACCAGUCGAACCGCACCUCACCAACGCAACGCUCCUAACUCCCCACGGCUCAUCGCUGGUCGCCUACCCAGCCGGCACGGAGGACGCAUCGCCCAGCAAGACCGGCCGACCGCGUCCCACAGCCACCACAGGCACGCUUCUCGAACAGGCCGUUGCGCACUUGAUCGCCACGGACCCGCGUCUAGAGCCCGUGAUCAAGCAGCACCCGUGCUUGCUGUUCACACCGGAGGGCCUCGCCGAGCAGAUCGAUCCGUUUCGGAGCCUCGUGUGCAGCAUCAUCGGGCAGCAAGUCUCGGGCGCCGCGGCUAAGUCAAUCAGGGAUAGAUUCGUGGCGCUGUUCGAUGUCGAUGGUCACACGGGCGCGGGCGCGGGCGCGGGGUUCCCAUCCCCCGGGGAUAUUAUCAAGAAGGAUAUCGACACCCUGCGCACAGCGGGUCUCUCGCAGCGGAAAGCGGAAUAUAUCCAUGGGCUGUCGGAGAAGUUUGCCGCCGGCGAGCUGAGUGCCCGCAUGCUGCUGAAUGCGAGUGAUGAGGAGCUGGUGGAGAAGUUGACUGCCGUACGGGGGCUGGGGAAGUGGUCUGUGGAGAUGUUUGCCUGCUUUGCGCUGAAGCGCACCGAUGUGUUCUCGACGGGGGACUUGGGCGUGCAGCGAGGGUGUGCGGUGUUCAUGGGUAAGGAUGUAAGUAAGUUGAAGGGCAAGGGCGGUGGUAAGUUCAAGUAUAUGCCGGAGAAAGAUAUGUUGGAGCUGGCGGCAAAGUUCGCUCCGUAUAGGAGUCUGUUCAUGUGGUAUAUGUGGCGGGUUACGGAUGUUAAUAUCGCCGUGCUGAGUUCCUAG